AUGAGUCGCAAAUGGCACGUCCUGCAACAAGCUGCGGCACCCUUUGGAUUCUACACCACUCGGCAGUGGGAUGUCUGGAUGACAAAUGGUGGCUCUUACAGUCACGUCAUGGAUUCGGAUCGCGAAAACACUGAUGAUGAUCCGCCGGAUCAACUGUACCCGGUGCCUCAAGCGUGGACACAAUGGAUGUUUUCGAACGAUCUGUGGACUGAUCAGAUACAACGAUAUGGGCUCCAGGCAGUCAAGCCACGCGUUCCAGUCAAUCCCCUAUCCCAAAACACUCAGCAACCACUAUCUGGACCUCAACAUCCCUCUCGUCUCUUCAAUCCCGAGCAAAAUGGCAUCAUCUCAGAGCACACAGCUUCCCGACAACCACCACAGGUAGACUGGCAAAAGCUCGCACAUGUCCAGAUCGUCACGAACCACCAUGACGUUUGCAGCACAAUCAUGUUCUUCGGCGACCUCGCUCGUCUAAAGUCUCCAGCCCGUCGCAUCCUCCUCUUCCCACAGGCCUGGGCAAUGGAGAAGCAAGCUGCCAAACACGACUUGAUAGACCCGUAUAUGGACAUCACCCGACGUCUACUCCGACGAGCUGCUCGACGCUAUAAUGUUGAGCUACGACCGCUUGCUUCUUCUGCUGGUCAAGAUGACGCCUCCCUCACCGGUCUCUGGGCAUUGACGGAUCUGGAAAGAGUCAUGCUAUUGCAAACGCCGGGCCUGAUCCAGGAUGCAGAAGCUCUAGAUGCUGCGCUGGCCUAUACAUCCCCUGCACCCCUGACUCUUUUGCAGCAGGACACAGGCUCAGGCCUCGCCUCCGAAGACCUGGUCCUCGCAACCCCGUCCAAAGAGACACACAGAGUUCUCAUGAUAAACCACAUCCAGAACAUCACCUCCAUCACUUUUGCUUUGCGCCCUGCCUAUCUUUCAUCUUCCAUCAUCGCCGGUAUCGGGGAAUUACAUGAUGCCGUCCAACCCAACCAGACGGCCUUCCUCGAAACACCGUACAUCAGAUUUAACGACCCCAAGCUCCCUGGUCCCGAAUGGGAAGUUGACUAUGCGAGGGUUGUCCAAGCACGUCCUAGAGAUAAGGAUGCGGAUUGGCUGUGGACCAAGAUGUAUGGUGAUUUUGCGGAUAGGAGGUAUGAUAUCUGUGGUUUGGGCUUGGAAGUCUGGAGGGACUGA
Molecule: messenger RNA, 1182 nt
Organism: Aureobasidium vineae
Lineage: Eukaryota; Fungi; Ascomycota; Dothideomycetes; Dothideales; Saccotheciaceae
Source: the annotation of a GenBank genome assembly